Rhinolophus ferrumequinum (greater horseshoe bat) is the source of this 4736-nucleotide messenger RNA. RefSeq names its product BICD cargo adaptor 2 (gene BICD2). The record is from RefSeq and is a predicted model, not a curated record. Bases 233 to 2650 code for a protein of 805 amino acids. Gene Ontology annotation, molecular function: dynein complex binding; cytoskeletal adaptor activity; dynactin binding. Gene Ontology annotation, cellular component: Golgi apparatus; cytosol. The transcript has 8 exons. NCBI's taxonomy places the organism in Eukaryota, Metazoa, Chordata, Mammalia, Chiroptera, Rhinolophidae. Gene Ontology annotation, biological process: protein localization to organelle; regulation of microtubule cytoskeleton organization; microtubule anchoring at microtubule organizing center.
ACGGUCGACCGGCGUGGGACCCGGCCAAUCACCGUUUGGGGCGGGCGGGCCCGUGGCACAACGGGCCUUGUAGUCCCGCGGGCGGGACUACCGCACCCAUAGUGCCCCGCGCGGCGGGGAGCGCAUUGCGGCUGCGCGGCGGCCCAGGCGCCGUCGGGCUGGGCGGUGGCUAAGCGGAUGGGAUUCCGGCCUGAACCCCGGUGGAAGCGACGCGAGCCGGGCUACGGCCACCAUGUCGGCACCGUCCGAGGAGGAGGAGUACGCGCGGCUGGUGAUGGAGGCGCAGCCCGAGUGGUUGCGCGCCGAGGUGAAGCGACUGUCGCACGAGCUGGCCGAGACCACGCGCGAGAAGAUCCAGGCGGCCGAAUAUGGUCUGGCGGUGCUCGAGGAGAAGCACCAACUCAAGCUGCAGUUCGAAGAGCUGGAGGUGGACUACGAAGCCAUCCGUAGCGAGAUGGAGCAGCUCAAGGAGGCAUUUGGCCAGGUGCACACGAACCACAGGAAGGUGGCUGCGGAUGGCGAGAGCCGGGAGGAGAGUCUGAUCCAGGAGUCGGCCUCUAAGGAGCAGUACUACGAGCGCAGGGUGCUGGAGCUGCAGACGGAGCUGAAGCAGCUGCGCAACGUGCUCACCAACGCGCAGUCGGAGGGCGAGCGCCUGGCCUCCGUGGCGCAGGAGCUGAAGGAGAUCAACCAGAAUGUGGAGCUGCAGCGGAGCCGCCUUCGGGACGACAUCAAGGAGUACAAGUUCCGGGAGGCCCGUCUGCUGCAGGACUACUCGGAGCUGGAGGAGGAGAACAUCAGCCUGCAGAAGCAGGUGUCUGUGCUCAGGCAGAACCAGGUGGAGUUUGAGGGCCUCAAGCAUGAGAUCAAGCGUCUGGAGGAGGAGACAGAGUACCUCAACAGUCAGCUGGAGGAUGCCAUCCGGCUCAAGGAGAUCUCGGAGCGACAGCUGGAGGAGGCGUUGGAGACACUGAAAACGGAGCGGGAGCAGAAGAACAGCCUGCGCAAGGAGCUGUCGCACUAUAUGAGCAUCAACGACUCCCUUUACACCAGCCACCUGCAUGUCUCCCUGGAUGGCCUCAAGCUUAGUGAUGACGCGGAGGCCAUGGCGAAUGGUUUUGAGCACGGCAGCCUCGCCAAGCUGCCCCUGGACAACAAGGCCUCCACGCCCACCAAGGACGGCCUGGCCCCGCCCUGUCCCAGCCUCGUGUCCGACCUCCUCAGUGAGCUCAAUCUCUCCGAGAUUCAGAAGCUAAAGCAGCAGCUGAUGCAGAUGGAGCGGGAGAAGGGGGGCCUGCUGGCGACACUGCAGGACACACAGAAGCAGCUGGAGCAGGCAAGGGGGGCCCUGUCGGAGCGGCACGAGGAGGUGAGCCGCCUGACAGAGACCCUGAGUGCUCUGCAGCGCCUGCAGGCUGGCAAGGAGCGGCGCACAGCCCUGGACAGCGAGAAGGAGCGUGACAGCCACGAAGAUGGAGACUACUAUGAGGUGGACAUCAAUGGGCCCGAGAUCCUGGCCUGCAAGUACCGCGUGGCCCUGGCAGAGGCCACUGAGCUCCGGGAGCAGCUGAAGACUCUGUGCAGUGCGCACGAGGCCAGCGAAGCUCUGCACGCCGAGGAGAAGGGCCGGCAUGAGGCCGAAAGCCAGGCUCUCACUGAGAAGGUGUCCCUGCUGGAGAAAGCCAGCUGCCAGGACCGGGAGCUGCUGGCUCGGCUGCAGACAGAGCUGAAGAAAGUCAGUGAUGUCGCGGGUGAGACACAGGGCAGCCUGAGUGUGGCCCAGGAUGAACUGGUGACUUUCAGCGAAGAGCUGGCCAGUCUGUACCACCAUGUGUGCAUGUGCAACAACGAGACGCCCACCCGUGUCGUGCUGGACUACUACCGCGAGGGCCCGGCUGGUGCUGGCUGCUGCAGCCCCGAGGCCCGCGGCCGCCGCUCACCAGUCCUGCCCAAGGGGCUGCCAGCUACCGAGGGUGGAGCUGGGGACAGCAGCCCCGCGCCUGGCUGCUCGCUGCCCUCACCCCUGAGUGACCCGCGCCGGGAGCCCAUGAACAUCUACAACCUGAUUGCCGUAAUCCGCGACCAGAUCAGACACCUGCAGGCGGCUGUGGACCGCACCACGGAGCUGUCGCGACAGCGCCUAGCGUCGCAGGAGCUGGGCCCUGCGGCAGAUAAGGAUCGGGAGGCCCUCAUGGAGGAGAUCCUCAAGCUCAAGUCGCUUCUCAGCACCAAGCGGGAGCAGAUCACCACGCUGCGCACGGUGCUCAAGGCCAACAAGCAGACGGCCGAGGUGGCCCUCGCCAACCUGAAGAGCAAGUAUGAGAACGAGAAAGCCAUGGUGACUGAGACCAUGAUGAAGCUGCGUAAUGAGCUCAAAGCCCUCAAGGAGGACGCGGCCACCUUCUCCUCACUGCGCGCCAUGUUUGCCACCAGGUGUGACGAGUACAUCACGCAGCUGGAUGAGAUGCAGCGGCAGCUGGCAGCCGCCGAGGACGAAAAGAAGACGCUCAACUCCCUGCUACGCAUGGCCAUCCAGCAGAAGCUGGCGCUAACCCAGCGGCUGGAGCUGCUCGAGCUGGACCACGAGCAGAGCCGGCGGGGCCGUGCCAAGGCCACCCCCAAGGCCAAGCCCAGCACCCCGAGCCUGUAGAUUAGCUGCCGGGAGAACUCGGCCGCCGGCCCUGUCACACUGCAACCCCUCCCCUCCCCUCCCAUGGGCCCACGCAGAGGAAGGAAGGGCAGCCUAAAAGUCCACUUAGAAACGUUUUUGGAUAUGCCACUGCAAUUCUUUUUUAAAUAGCAUUCCCGAGUUUUUAAUGGCAGAGGAAAAAAGCUUUAAUGUUCAGAAAGCCACCAGCUGCUGCUCGAAGGGCCUUUGUACAGCGCUGAAGAACCUGCUGGGACAGCAACCGCCAGGCUCGCUUAGGAACCUGCUAGAAACGCUCACCACUGGGGUUUCCCUAUGACAGAUACUGCUUUUUCAUUUGAUCAACCUGUGCACUUUUGAUAUUUUGAUUAUAUUUGCUUAAUCCCUUGCAUAGAGACGGUCUCAGAUGCCGUGGUCUGUCUCGUGGUCCUGUAGCGCUCUGUCUUAGCUCCUGACGUGGUGAUCUGACGUUGGCACGUGGCACAGUUGUGUCCUAGUGUGUAGCUCUAGACUGUUUAGAUGAAGGCUUCGACCCAGCAAGGAGCUCGGCUAAACACAUCCACGCUGUGGUUCAGCAGCCUUUUGGAUUAUACGGCAUUGUGGUUCAUGUUGGAAAUUGCAGGUUUUAAAUGCCAUGUUCAUUAAGAAAUCCAGGGUAUUCUGAUUCUGGGGUUUUUCAUAUUGUAUUAUUAUUAUUCUUAGGAAUAGUUCAAUGUAACAAGAAGAAAACUUGACCUUUGCUCUGGUUAAACAGUUAUAGGCACUUGAAAACAAAAAAGAUAAAUUAUUGAAUGAGUAGUAUUACCUACAAAUUCCAGAAUUUUCUGGGCUUUAGGACGUUGUGAAGCAUGACUGAUUAACAGAAUUUUAUACAACUGUACCAGUGACAUUCCAAAUUGGAAUUGUUUUGUUACUCUGGUUGUUGUGCCAAAUUGUGGUACACUUAGAAAAUUCUACAGUCGUCAAUUUUUAGGGUGUUCUGUUUCAACACCUUUUUGUUAGUGAUCAUUGCCAGUAGUGCCUUCAUCAGGUAAGGGAGGUGUCCCGGCAUAGUUUAUUCUCUAAAAUGGACAGUGAAGAGCUAGUUGGGAAUGCUGAAGGCCAGUGUGGACCAAUAGGUGUGAGUGGGUGUACUACACCUUCACACCUGAACCUGGCGUCUUCACUGAGGGAAAGAAAACAGCAAUUGUGCAAAAUUCUGUUAGUCAGUGAUUCUUUGCAGAUCCUUGCAGAUCCAGGGGUUGAGAAACGAAAGUGAACACAAACCUUGAGUAUGCUUUGGGAACCAAAUGGACUUUAUGGGAGAAGCUAAGCAAGUGGUGUGAGUAACAUGCCACGUUUUUGAAGAGCCGCGGGCAGCCGGGAAGCCGGUGCCGUCGGCCUCAUGCAGGGGGUGAGGGCUAGCCAUAGUAUUCUUUGCAGAUGGAAGAGAAAGACGUUACAUAUUCUCUUGCUUGGUGUAACUAAUCACUGUUAAUUUCAGGAAACCGAACUCGCUCAAGCUCCUUGGCAAACCAGGUCUGUGGCCUGUCCAGUUUGCUGAGUGAAGUUGUGUGAAUGGUCAAAUUGGUACUCAAAUAGGAAGAAGAAAGUGUCCUUCCUCCUCCAAAAUAAAGGAAAAAUUAUAGUAAGUAGCAAGAAUAAGAGUUCUGUUUCCUGGAAUGAGCAUUUCUUAUUCCUAGUUGUAGGGACCCCUAUUUUUACCUUCUAUUACAGUGUUGAUUCAUAAGAAACAAUGUUACAUUUACGAUAACUUCAUCUGUAUGGGGUAUUUAUUUGCAAUGAUGUCUGAGUACUGUAUUUUUUUUUUCUGUGCAUUGCCUUAGUGUCAGAAUGUUGUCUUUAUUUUAAGAUCAUAUGCAUGUUCUCCUGCCAAGGAAUCUUUACACAGACCCAAACAAACAAAAAUGCCUUCAGAUUCUGAGAAAAUGAGGCAGAGCAUGGAAAAGGAAUAGGAAGGAGAAAUCAGUCGCGACUUGGAACAGACAUGGCGCAAAAGCCUGCAAAGCCAGUGCAUGUGGGAACAGUAGGCCUAGUGAAGGGUCACGUUGGUAGGACCAAUAAAUAAAGAAUGAUACAAAGACAAAGC